Messenger RNA from Eubalaena glacialis (North Atlantic right whale), 1347 nucleotides. Its product is annotated as protein transport protein Sec61 subunit alpha-like. NCBI's taxonomy places the organism in Eukaryota, Metazoa, Chordata, Mammalia, Artiodactyla, Balaenidae. The record is from RefSeq and is a predicted model, not a curated record. Gene Ontology annotation, biological process: post-translational protein targeting to membrane, translocation; SRP-dependent cotranslational protein targeting to membrane, translocation. Gene Ontology annotation, molecular function: ribosome binding; transmembrane protein transporter activity; signal sequence receptor activity. Gene Ontology annotation, cellular component: Sec61 translocon complex; membrane.
CUAGCCGCCACCAUGGGCAUCAAAUUUUUAGAAGUUAUCAAACCUUUCUGUGCAGUUCUACCAGAAAUUCAGAAACCUGAAAGGAAAAUCAAGUUUGGAGAGAAGGUACUAUGGACUGCUAUAACUCUCUUCAUCUUCUUAGUAUGUUGUCAGAUACCACUAUUUGGAAUCAUGUAAUCAGAUUCUGCAGAUCCUUUCUACUGGAUGAGAGUUAUUCUUGCAUCCCACAGAGGAACGUUAAUGGAAUUGGGUAUCUCCCCAAUUGUAACAUCUGGUUUGAUUAUGCAGUUGUUAGCUGGAGCCAAAAUCAUUGAAGUUGGAGAUACACCCAAAGAUAGAGCUCUAUUCAAUGGAGCCCAGAAACUAUUUGGUAUGAUCAUUACAAUUGGGCAAGCCAUUGUGUAUGUCAUGACGGGCAUGUACGGGGAUCCUGCUGAAAUGGGUGCUGGAAUCUGUCUCCUUAUCAUCAUUCAGUUGUUUGUUGCUGGUUUGAUUGUGCUGCUGUUAGAUGAGCUGCUACAGAAGGGUUACAGCUUGGGGUCUGGGAUUUCCCUCUUUAUUGCCACCAACAUCUGUGAAACCAUUGUCUGGAAGGCCUUUAGUCCCACUACCAUUAACGCUGGCAGAGGUACUGAGUUUGAGGGUGCAGUCAUAGUUCUCUUUCAUUUACUGGCCAAGGACAAAGUUCAAGCUCUAAGGGAGGCUUUCUAUCGUCAGAAUUUACCCAAUCUCAUGAACCUCAUUGCUACAGUUUUCGUGUUUGCUGUUAUAUAUUUUCAGGGAUUUCGUGUGGACCUGCCCAUUAAGUCGGCCCGGUACCAAGGGCAGUACAGCAGCUACCCCUUCAAGCUCUUCUACACCUCCAACAUCCCCAUCAUCCUGCAGUCGGCCCUGGUGUCCAACCUGUAUGUUAUUUCCCAGAUGCUGUCAGUUCGAUUUAGUGGCAACUUUUUAGUAAAUUUACUAGGACAGUGGGCUGAUGUCAGUGGGGGAGGACCUGCUCAUUCUUACCCAGUGGGGGGCCUUUGUUACUACCUUUCUCCUCCUGAGUCCAUGGGCGCCAUAUUUGAGGAUUCUGUCCAUGUGGUUGUUUGUAUCAUCUUCAUGUUGGGAUCAUGUGCAUUCUUUUCUAAGAUGUGGAUAGUGGUGUCUGGUUCCUCAGCCAAAGAUGUAGCUAAACAGCUUAAAAAACAGCAAAUGGUAAUGAGGGGCCACAGGGAUACCUCUAUGGUUCAUGAGCUUAAUAGGUACAUCCCCACGGUGGCUGCGUUUGGGGGCUUGUGCAUCGGCACCCUGUCGGUGUUGGCCGACUUCCUUGGGGCCAUCGGCUCGGGCACUGGAACGUAG